AUGUCAAGUAGACUUCGUUCGGCAGCCUCAGUUCUGGGACUGGGUUUGGGCAUUUUUGUAGCGAAAUCAUUGUACUCUGGCAAUGAGAGGUUUUACCAAGAGAUUGUUAUGCCAGUGGCCCACGCUGUGAUUCGUGAUGGCGAACAAGCGCACAAGUGGGCCCUGAAGGCAUUCACUUUGGGUUUCAUACCUACGAAGCCUCGUGGAUUAUUUCCAGAACUUCAGCGAAACGUUUUCGGUUUGAGCUUUGAUCAUCCUGUUGGAAUAGCCGCGGGUUUCGACAAAGAUGGUGAUGCUGUGUUGUCACUGCUUAAGGCCGGCUUCUCUUUUGUGGAGGUAGGCACCGUAACCCCUCGACCGCAGCCAGGCAACCCGCGUCCAAGAGUAUUUCGUUGGAGGGCUUGCGAGGCAGUAAUUAAUAGAUAUGGAUUCAACAGCGCGGGACAUGAUGCUGUCUAUGAGAAACUAAAAAACCGACCAUGGGAAGGUAUGCCACCGUGA
Molecule: messenger RNA, 501 nt
Organism: Echinostoma caproni
Lineage: Eukaryota; Metazoa; Platyhelminthes; Trematoda; Plagiorchiida; Echinostomatidae
Source: the annotation of a GenBank genome assembly